AUGUAGGCAGUCUGCGUUGAACCGCACUUCUAUACAGACACGUAUCGUUUGAUAAUAUUGAAACGUAAAAAGACGUUCGCGAAGUGUGAGUGAGAUAUAAAAGUGUGGCCACAUGUCCUUUGCCUUCAAUUAAAAAUUAUUUGUGUGUGUAAGGAUUACCUUAUUCACGGGACAGUGACGAGAAAUAUAAAAUUGAAGUAUGUGGCGGUCGGCAUCGACAGGCGCGAGGCUGGUGGCUGGGGUCGCUCUUGCUAUGUCGCUCACGGUAGGCGCCGGCCGCCGGGGCCACAGGGACCCUGAGGCCAGACAACACUCCGACAUAUCGCUGUGGAUUGAUGAACAGCAAGUCCGCAUGUUCAGUGGCAUAUCAAUGCAAAUAUACGCAAUAUUGAACGGUCAUAUAUCACCGUACAUUUUGGACCCGAACUUCUCGUUGAAGCUGCCCGUGAUACCUUCGGAGGUGGGCUACGUGAACUUCACGUGGAAGUCCAGGAAGAGAUAUGAGUACAACUUCGAUACUCUCACCUCAUCAGAUCUCAAAAUACUGAAGCCCCCCGUUCUCUCAAUUAAAACUAAAGGACGGGUGCCUAAAACGCCUAAAGAGUUCAGUAUAUUUUUGCCAUGCAUGGGCAACAGCAGCGGCGUAGCAACAUUCGGAAUAAGUCUCGAACUCAAAACUGUUCAUAAUGUCUCGUUAAAAGGCACCCCAUUAAGGUUAAGUUUAAAGAAGGAAUGCGCACAGAGAGGUGUGUAUUUAGAGAGGACAGAACCUGACCCGGAAUGUGACAAAAAGUGCGCCAAUCAAGGUCGCUGCAAUCAUGAGAAAAUAUGUCAAUGUCCUGAUGGGUAUAUGGGACAGCACUGUCGGACCGCGCUAUGUUACCCCCAGUGCUUGAAUGGGGGUAACUGCACUGCGCCAGGGGUAUGCUCGUGCCCGCCGGGGUACCAGGGCCGGAAUUGUGAAGGAGGUAUAUGCUCACAGAAAUGUUUGAAUGGCGGCAAAUGCAUACAGAAAGACACUUGCCAAUGCACAAAGGGAUAUUAUGGGCUAAGGUGUGAAUUCUCAAAAUGUGUGAUCCCGUGCUUGAACGGGGGUCGGUGCAAAGGGGUGAACAAAUGCCGGUGCCCCAUCGGCUUCGGGGGCGACCACUGCGAGGUGGGGAUGCGUGGUGGUGAAUGCACCCGGCCGUGUUGGCAUGGAACCUGCGUCGGCGGCGUCUGCCAGUGCGAGCCUGGCUGGUGGGGGCGGAACUGCCGUCGCUCGUAUGGCUCGUCUGAAGAAUCCAGUGAACGUAAACCCAGACCGCGAUGAAUACAAUUGUUACAAAUAAAUGAACUGUUUACAUACUAAGUAAUGAUGUGAUUUCUUAAUUUUAUUAUUAUAAU
Messenger RNA from Achroia grisella, 1386 nucleotides. It is a transcript of the gene shf, whose product is annotated as protein shifted. Gene Ontology annotation, molecular function: signaling receptor binding. Gene Ontology annotation, biological process: anatomical structure development. Gene Ontology annotation, cellular component: extracellular region; cell surface. Bases 200 to 1312 code for a protein of 370 amino acids. Lineage: Eukaryota; Metazoa; Arthropoda; Insecta; Lepidoptera; Pyralidae. The record is from RefSeq and is a predicted model, not a curated record. The transcript has 8 exons.